AGACUUGUACUUUGAACCUUUCUAACAUUUUCCCUUGACCUUUCCAAAAGAAAACCAAGAAAGGAAAAGAAAAGAAAGUGAGAGAAACUGCGAGAAAGCGAGGGAAACUGAGAAAAAGCGAACAAGAUGGGAACAAAAAGGAAAAAAAUGAAGCAAAUUUUUAAGAAGCUACACAUCGGGGGCAAUCACGAAUCGACGAACGACACGUCGCCGUCAUGCGCCACCGAUCAGCAAACCACAAUGUCCGAGAACUCUCCGCCGAGUCCUUCUACAACCACGACGUCAUCAUCACCGGUGACCACGACGACCGUGCCGGUAUCGUCGAGUAUGGAGUUGAGUACGCCAUCAUCGACAGCGGCCGCUAAUAAUCGAGCGUCGGAUUAUAUGUUAUCGGAGGAAGACUUUCAGGUACAGUUAGCCCUAGCGAUCAGUGCUUCUAAUUCGGAGGAUCCGCAGAAGGAUCGGAUCCAAGCGGCGACACUUUUGAGCUUAGGGAGUCAUAUCCGGAAAGAUUUAGGGUUAGGGAGGGAUAAGGGUGACGUGGCAGCCGAGGUUUUGGCCAGGCAGUAUUGGGAAUACAAUGUGCUUGAUUAUGAGGAGAGAGUGGUGGAUGGUUUUUAUGAUGUAUAUGGGCUCUCCACAGAUUCAGGAAUCCAAGGAAAAAUGCCAUCUCUUGCUGAUCUUGAAACAAAUCUUGAGAAUUCUGGCUUUGAAGUUGUAAUUGUCAAUCGAACGAUUGACCCUGCCCUAGAAGAGUUGUUGCAAAUUGCUCACUGUAUUGCAUUAGAUUGCCCUGCUACCAAUGUUAGUGUUUUAGUUCAAAGGCUUGCCGAACUUGUAACAGGACAUAUGGGUGGAUCUGUGAAAGAUGCUAACAUAAUAUUGGCCAAAUGGAUGGAAAAAAGCACAGAGCUCAGAACAUCUCUUCAUACAAGUGUGUUGCCUAUUGGAUCCAUAAAUAUAGGCCUCUCUCGGCAUCGUGCUUUACUCUUCAAGGCGUUGUCAGAUAGCAUAAGGUUACCUUGUAGACUGGUAAAAGGCAGUCAUUACACUGGUGUUGAGGAUGAUGCUGUAAAUAUAAUAAAGCUGGAAGAUGAAAGGGAGUUUUUGGUUGAUUUAAUGGCAGCUCCUGGUACACUUAUACCUGCUGACAUUUUAAGCGCAAAAGAUACAACUUUUAAGCCAUACAAUCCAAUAAUUAGCAAUCUUCAGUCGUCUGAUGAUGUUUACUCAAGAGCAAAGCCACUUAACGGAGAAGGUAGUAGUCAGCAUCCUGUGAUCAAUAAUCUGCCCUUCAAUUGGAGGUCAAGUUCUGGAAGCGCAGAAUCAUCUUCAUUAUCAGGUCCGAGUGGUUAUAUCUAUGUUGGUUCUUCUGGAUUAUCUAACAGAGUGACCCCUAAUCAGAUGGACCAUCUUCCCUCUACUGCCAUUGGGGCUUCAGCCUAUAAGGGGAGUCGUGGUGGCAAUGUAGUUGGUGAUGGCCUGAGGAUGAACGUCAAUGUAGUGCCGUAUGGUCAGAGCAGUCAAGAUGACCCAAAAAAUCUUUUUGCAGAUAUUAAUCCAUUCCAGAUACAAGGUACAGGCAAAACUUCCCAGCAGAACAAACCUUCUGAGACCAAAGUUGAUGAGUUUCAGAGACAGAGAAAUAAUGUAGUUGGGGGGCAACCCCCGGUACCGUUAAUGUGGAAGAAUCGGCCUGCUUAUAAUGAGGUUCCUCAGAAAAAGGAUUACAAUUAUAUGGAGGGCCUCCUUCCAAAAACCAAUCGUGAACCUAAUGAUUUUAAUCAGUCAUCAUCAGCUUCCACCAGCUCUACCAAACCUGAAAAGGUCUAUCCUCAUGGUUUUAAGUCACAUGGUGACUUUGAUAUAUUAAGUAGAGAUAAUAAAAUCAGGAAUUCUUUGUCUGGUACUAGCACAUCUUUCGCAUCCACUACCAGUCAGUUCAAUAGCUCACAGCUGGAUGAGGAUGCAAGCACUAAAUUUAAGGAAGAAAAUCUCAGGAAUGGACAUGAUUUACAAAAUAACACGGGGGAUUUGGCUAAAGAGCAAGAUAAUGAGAUUGGUUUCCACAAUCGUAGAAAGUAUGCUCAUGAUAGAUAUAUGGGGAAUAAGCUCAAAUUAAAGGAUCCAGAAAGUCCUAGCUCAACAGUUGAUUGUGGCACAGGCAGGGUUGAUCAACUAUUUGAUGAUGUAGAUGUAGGUGAAUGUGAAAUUCCUUGGGAAGACUUGGACAUUGGUGAAAGAAUUGGACUAGGUUCCUAUGGAGAGGUCUACCAUGCUGAUUGGAAUGGCACGGAGGUUGCUGUGAAGAAGUUCCUAGACCAGGAUUUUUUAGGUGCUGCUUUGGCUGAGUUCAAAAGAGAGGUGCGAAUAAUGCAAACACUGCGUCAUCCAAAUGUUGUUCUUUUUAUGGGUGCUGUGACUCGCCCUCCUAACCUCUCUAUCAUUACCGAGUUUCUUCCGAGAGGAAGCUUGUAUAAGAUUCUUCAUCGUCCUCAUUCUCAAAUUGAUGAGAAGCUUAGAAUUAAGAUGGCUCUUGAUGUGGCGAAGGGCAUGAAUUGCCUACACACCAGCGCACCUACCAUUGUUCAUCGUGAUUUGAAGUCUCCUAAUCUUUUAGUUGAUAAAAACUGGACUGUGAAGGUCUCUGAUUUUGGGUUGUCACGCUUGAAGCAUAAUACCUUUCUAUCAUCCAAAUCAACUGGAGGAACACCUGAGUGGAUGGCACCAGAAGUACUUCGCAAUGAGCCUUCAAAUGAGAAAUGCGAUGUUUAUAGCUUUGGAGUCAUUCUUUGGGAGCUUGCUACUCUGAGACUGCCAUGGAGCGGCAUGAAUCCAAUGCAGGUUGUGGGUGCUGUUGGUUUCCAGAAUCGUCGGCUUGACAUUCCCAAGGAACUUGAUCCUAUGGUUGCAAGGAUAAUUUGGGAAUGCUGGCAGACUGAUCCAAGUUUGCGGCCAUCAUUCGCAAAGCUCACGGUAGCUUUAAAGCCCUUGCAAAGGCUUGUUAUCCCAUUGCAGCAAGACCCAUCAAGCUAUCUUCUCCCACAGGAGAUUUCGAGUCAGUGACAGAGGCAGCUCCUCCUGAUAAUGGUGUGCAAUGGAAGUCACGCGUCAAAUUACACCAAAACCCAGGGGGCGAUGGACAAUGCAUUACGAAGCACUCAUUCAUACAAACAUCAUGUUCAUCUGACUUUGCUACUUCUACUGUGCUUAAAAACAUUAAUGCACAGCACAAAAACAACUUCAUCAUAGAAAAUUUUGCCAUAUCAUUCCUUAAUCAAAGCCCCUUUCUUUGUCCUGAUGUUGAAAAGAUGUUGGCAAAUUUUCCUACGACAAUGAAGUUUUUCAGAGAAAAUUGCACAAAUAUUUAGUUUAUAAAGGAAAAAAAGGCCAUGAUUCUGUUAAAUUUUGUUUAAAUUUAGUAAUCUUUAUUUAUUUUUGGUAAAUAAUUUUAAUUUGUACCCAUAUUUGGCAGUUUUUAAUAUCGGCAAAAGUACUUGUUGACAGUCAAUUUGUACAAUAUUUGGAUUAUGAAAAAUCUUGUUCAUAUUUAUCAGAAGAUUAAUUCGGGUGCAGAUUUUUUUUUUAUAAAUUUAGCUCAUGAGAAUAUCUAUGAUAUAAUUAAAUUAUUGUCCCCCUUUAUUGCCUUAGGUAGACUGGUGGAAAAUGAUAUUUUUUGUGUUACAGGGCAUAUGCAUCAAAAUUUUAGUGUGAUCCUAAAUGAAAAUUUUAACAAAAAGGUUCAUUUAGCAACUUUUGAGAGUAAUUGGUUCAGCAUUCUGGAAGUUGAAAACCCUAAAUUUAAAAAUCCUUUAGUUGAAUUAAA
Messenger RNA from Durio zibethinus, 3826 nucleotides. Its product is annotated as serine/threonine-protein kinase EDR1-like. Gene Ontology annotation, biological process: protein phosphorylation. Gene Ontology annotation, molecular function: ATP binding; protein serine/threonine kinase activity. NCBI's taxonomy places the organism in Eukaryota, Viridiplantae, Streptophyta, Magnoliopsida, Malvales, Malvaceae. The record is from RefSeq and is a predicted model, not a curated record.